GAGGGCGGGCGGGUCGUCAGGGUGGCCUUGAGGCUCCAGCCCUGGCCUUCCACCCUCAGAGUGUGUCUUUGGUGCCCGCCAGAGACCCUCCUCUCCAUUUCCCUGGCAGUGCCUGAGGCGGUGUGGGGUCCAGACCAUAGGAUCCGGGGCUUGGUUAGGGGCUCCUGAGAUGAUACUGUGACCCUAAAAGGCGAUCCACCUGCUGAUCACCCAGCAUGCCCUGUGUGGACGUGCAGGCCUGCACACGUGCACACACAAGCUCCUGGCCCUCUGAGGUCCCUCUCCAUUUAGACAACUUCAUUGUAGCUUAAAUUCUCAUUUUAGCCAACUUUGUUUUUAAUGUUGAACAACUAUCACUUGUUUGUAUAUACUUCAGAAGCAAAGUCCCCAGGGGAGAAGCAGUCUGUUUUCCUAAGCUGAAUCCUGGAAGCCCAAUUAGGAGUGAUCGUUCCACUUCUAAGGUUUUCCAGAGGCUGCCUGGCAUGCCCUGCUGAGCCCCUAAUUAGGCAGCCAGGGCGCCCCAGUUCAGGGCCCAGCCCGGCUGGGGGUAGCCUGUUUGAGGGCCGGGCCGGGGCAAGUUCAGGGCCUGAACCCAGGGAUGGGGAAUGGUCCUCUCCUCCAUUCAAGGAGGGCCAGGCUUACUGCCCUCCAUUCCAGGGCCCUGGCUGUCUUUGAGGACAGCAUGCAGGGAGCAACAGCAGAGUCGAGGCACCCUGGGUUUGAGGGAAGCCAUCUCAUCGGGUCUGGGUGGCCUUCAUGCCCACACGGAUGCUGGUGGGAAGGCUGCCGAGUGCUGUUCUUGCACUAGUCACUGGGAGACCACCUGUGACAGGGCCCAGCCUGCCUGUCACCCGUUCACUGGUGAUUCACCUAGCUGAUUAGAGAGCCCGGUCUGUGGGCCACCACGGUCCUGCAUCACAGUCUAUGUGACACUCAGUACCAUGGGGCCCAGGAGAAGAGGGUCCAGCCGGGUGGGCCCAGGAAAGGCUCCCCUGGAGAGGGGAGGCUGAACCGUGAAAUACAGAGGGCGGUUCAGACAGGUAGAGAAAAGGGGCAUCGAGCCUGGAGGCUUUAGAAACCAAACACUUAGUAUUUUAGGCCGUAGUCGUGAUUUUCAGUAUGUUGCCUGAUCUCUUUUGCUGGGGAGGAAGAGCGUGUAGGAGAAAAUAAACAUAUGCCUGCAGCCUAGGGGUUAGCUGGAGCUGCACACACAGCUGGUGCCUGCUCGCUCCCUGUGAGGCCUUGGCCUCCAGCCUGGGCUGGCUCGGCCCUGGGGUGCCAUGGAGUGCCCGUGGCUGCCCUGGGAGGCGCUGUCCCUCGCCCAGCUCAGGCCUGUACCCUGCAGCCUCCGGGAGGUUCCGGUUUCUGCCCGCCAGGUGGGCGGCUCCCCCCUCCCGCCCCCCACCCCCAUUCUCCACAGCACACUGCUCGCAACACUGCCCUGCUUCUGCCACCUGAGCCCCCCAGGUGCCAUCUGCCACCCUGUUUUCAGGCGGCAGGUAGGCGGCCUUGGGGCAGGGCGAGGAGCACGCAGGCGGAUCCCAGAUGGGGCAGGUAGUGCCUGGCCUGCUACCUGGCACCUGGGUUGUCCCCACCUGCCUAGGAAUAGGUGAGAGCAGGUCUGGUAAAGUAUGGGUGUGUCUAAGGGGUCCUCCUGUCUCUCUUGGCAUCUUUGCAUGUAUGAGCUGUAGGGUCUGUCUGGCCCCUCUGUGUGUAUCUGAACAUCUGACCGUCUCUGUCUUGAGCCUGGCCAUUCCCUAGGCAUAUCCCUGCCUGCCUCCCUGUGUCUCUACUCCUUUGUGUCUCUGCGCCUGCACCUUGCAUCUCUCUCUCACUGUCUCUGCGUCCCUGCCUGUCUCUCUCAGAUCCGAGCUGGUGAGGGUCCCUUUGCCAUCAGAGCCACCUCCCCCCACGUUGGGUUGCUCUGCUUAAUUUCAUUUUCCCGGGGCUCCAACUCACAGAAAUAAAUCCUCCCUCCCCACCCCUGCACUUUUUUGAUUUAACAAGCCUGCUGCAAAACAAUAGUGAUUUCCGCAUUGAUCAUAAACAGAAGUGAUUACCAUACAAUUACAGCCUGAACCAUCAGCCUCCAUGCAAUCACUGAGCCGCAUUGUAAAUAGGAAGACAAUUGCCUGCAGAAUUACCCCCAAAUUGGUUUAAGUGGCAACAAAAGAGUGUUGGCAUUUUGGCAUUUGGGGGAGGGGGAGGGGGAGUGCUGGUGGUCCUGGCAGCAGAGGGUCCCCACUGCUGUCUUCCUUGCCUUUGUAGAGGUGACCUGCGAGGGCGAGCUUUCCCCCACCUCAUUCUUUUUGCUUCAGUUACUGCUCCUUGCCCAUCUUGGCACCGUUUGUUAUAAACUCAUUUAUACUAAUGUGCGAGUGUCUAAGCAUGCCUUUGACUGGGAGAGUGGAGACGGGUGAGUCUGGGGGGACGGGAUAUUCCGGGGAGGCCUCCUCAGCUCCCCUGAUUUCCCCUCUCCCCAGCGCCACCUCAUCUCUGCCUCUUCCAGGUCACUUCAUCCCGCUAGGCUCUUCUGGCCUGGCUCCCACCCUGCGGCCUUCCCUCCCCAUCUCCCAGCCUAGUGGUGGUCUCCUGCCAGGAGGCUCCUGCUUUCUGUCCAGGGCAGCCUACUCCCUCCUACAGCUGCAGCGUGUCCCCUGCAUCCUCCGCAGCCUCCCAGGCCAGCUGGAGCCCCUGUGCCUGGCCUCAUGAGCCAGGGCAGCCCAUUCCUGGGAGUCUGCCAGCCACCCCUGCAGCAAGUUCCAGGAGGGGCUCGCAAAGCAUGCCUCCGCUGACCUGGGCCCGCCCCUUUCCAGCCGCUGGUUUCAUGAGAAGUCCUCUGCCAGCAGGCCGUCUCUUGAAUGUCUGGAGCCUGGACUCCUGAGCGCCAGCCGUUUCUGCAGGGGGCUUGUCUUUGCUUGGGAGGUGAUUUCUCUCCAGGGUCAGGCUGCUCUGAAGUUACCGGGAAAGCCUGCCCACUGGCACACUUAGAUUCUAUCAGAUUUGUGCAAAUCCAGGUUAGAAGUGCUUCUGCAUGUUCAUCUGAUCCUCGCAGAAGGAUUAGCGCGUGCUGGUGGUUUUAUUCUCGUUUUUGACGGAGGCGUGAUGCAGCUGGCGCCGGGUCACACAGCCCACCGGUGAGGGGUGAGGUCUCGGCCCCUACUGGAGUGCUUGUUUCUAGGCGCCAUCUCUCCAGCGUUCUCAGACCUACAGGAUGCAGGCUGGUUGUGGUGGGGUGGGUCUCACCUGGUCUCUGACCUGCUCUGAGAGCUCGGACAAUACCAGUGAUUUGAACAGGUCCCAGUGAGUGACACUUGCGGGUGCCGAGUUCUGCUCACACGUUCAUUAGUGCCUCUCAUCCCCACUACAGCCCUGUAAGGGAUGGUCAGGCCCCCACUGAGAGCACUUGACUCACUCAGAGCUCAGGGUCCUGGUACGGAAGCUAGUUUGAGGCAUGUCUGCUAGCCUUCCAGCCUGUGCUACCCGUCAUCCUGUAACGCAGAAGGCAGCCGGGGUUCCCCGGGCUCUCUCACUGGUCCAGGUAUCACCGAGGCUCCCUGUCUGGUUGCUCCCUGCCAAAGUCUCGGGACGGGGCCCCAUCUAGAGUUGGUAUAUUUAGAACCCAAAGUUCUGUCGGCUGCCCCAGCUCUGUCCUGUGCUGGGAGGGACCUCAGUGCUGCCCUGGGCUUGGCCUGAAGGGCUGGGGUGAGUUGGGCAGGGGUUGGGGCGACUCUGAGUUGCCCCUGUGUGCCUGGCACCCACCUCUUCCAUGCUGACAUUGAGAGGAAACCAGUCCAGAGAAGAAGCUGGUCAACAUGGCAUCCACACACCGUGGUGGUCCCCGCCUGCCCAGCCAACCUGCCCUCACGUGCCCCGUCCCUGAGCCUUUGCUCCUGCUGCAUGUCUCCUGGGUAGCCAGGUGUCCGGUGGAAGGAAGGGGAGUUCAAAGGCACAAAGACCUGCACUCAAGCUCUGUGUCUGCCACGUCGUGCUUUGUGCCAUCCUUACCUCUGAGUUCUGCUUCUUUUUCUUUAUAACGGGACUGUGCCCGCCCUGCUGGACGACUGAACAGUAGAGGUGAGCAUGUUAUCAGAUAACAGCUGCUGUCAUCCUUGGCCUUAGAAUCCCGCCCUCCCUCCGAGAAGGAGGGGGCCCACCCUUCAGUGAGCAUUCGUCAUGUGCAGAGCUUUGCGCUGGGCAUUUUAAGGCUGCCUGGUUUGAUCCUUCACCACAACCCUGAAAAGACAGCCACCACUGUAUCUGCGAUGUCCUACACAGGAGCCAGAGCCCCGUGUGGGCGGUCACACUUAGAUUUAAUGAAGUAACGUUAAAUACAACGUAAAGCUCAGCUCCUUAGUACGGCAGCCACGUUUCAAGGGCUCGAUAGCCACGUGUGGCCCUGGCCCCUGUUUUGGGCAGCGCAAAGAUAGAACAUCUCCAUCACUGCAGGAGUUCUGUUGGACAGGCUGCCCUGUGUUAUCAUCCCCUCUCACGGGUGCGAAGUUGAGGACUAGAUCAGUGACACGUCACACUCAGGGUGCCAGCUGGAGGAGUGGGAGCUGGCGUGCAAGCCUGGGCCCCUCAGCUGUAGGACACACUGAGCUCUCCUUUGUUGCCAGAUCUCAUACCUCCCCACACACCCUCCGUGGGACCCUCAAGGGCAAGGACUGUGUUUGCUCUGCAUCCCAGUGCCCAGCCUAAGACCUACCCCAGGGCAAGCAUUUGGGGCAGUGUUUGCCAAGAGGGCGAUGGAAUGAAUGACCGAACAGACACUGCCUGCUGAAACUUGGGGGCACACUUCAUUCCCCUCCUCCAGGAGGAUGCGCAGAGUCAACUGCUGAGGAGUGAUGGAUGGCCCCUCUCCCGAGAUAAAUGUGGCAGUCAAGGUAAUCGGAUUGUGUGUGACAGUCUCAUUUGUAGGCGAGGGUAGGAAGCGCCCAGCCAUGCCUCGCCCCAGCCGCCCAUAUUAGUUUAAUCAAAUGCCUAGUAUCUAAAUGACUGGGCCUCAGUGAUAGAUGAUGUGAGCUUUGCUAAAUGCUGUUGCCCUGUCAAACCCAGCUUCUCAAGGCCCUGCCUGGCUCCUGGGAGCUCUCAUUUGUUUUUUCUUACCUGGUUAUCUCUGAGUGGGGCAAGGAAGGGGGGCUCUUGCGUCUGUCUUAAAUCUCUUGUUUUUCAUGGAGGAGGAGGAAGAGGCCGGAGCUGGGGGAGGAGUGAGAUGGAGUCACCUUCCGCCUCUUCUGAGAAGCCUUCCUGGGUGGCUGCAGACAGUCUAGGGGAGCCUGACUCCCCAGAGCCCCUGAGCUUGGGCCUCACCAUGCACCGUGUGCCUUCUGUUUCGUACAGACUCUCCCCUCCCCUGUGCUAGCUAGCCUUUUCACUCUCUUCAAGGGGUAUACCAGAAGUUUUUCCCUUUUAUGUUGGAAAAUUCUCAACUUUCCCCUUAUGGUUAGUGGUUGUUGUGUCCUCUUUGAGAAUAUUCCCCAAUCCCAAGGUCAUGGAGGUAUUCACCUAUAUCAUCUUCCAGACAAUGUAUUAUUUUGCUUUUUUUUUUUUUUUUUGGUCUGUGGUGUGAGGUAGGGAUCGAGUUUCCGGUCUGCUCAUUGUGAGCUCUGAGCUCCUGCUGUGUGCCCCAGACCAGGCUGGGUCCUCCGGAGAAACAGGAGGUAGAAAAGGCACAGUUCUGUGUUCUAGGAAUGACGAUCAGUUUGAGCUUAAACUUGUGCUCUUAAAAAGGAGGCUGAGCCCAGCAUGUAUAACACGCCGCGCUUUGUGUCAGGGUGGGGUCUGCCCAUACCAGCCAUGCCCAGGGCUUCUGGUAACAUUGAGUGUCACCUGUGUGUCAGAUACUGUGCUAGGCACCGGGGAUGUGGCGGUGAUUGCAGUCCAUGGAAACCCCUGCACUGGAAAGAGCUUUUGCUCUUUGCCCAGGACCACACCGUGGGGCAUCAGAUGAGAAAUGACAUGAAAAGUAGAAGGUAGUAAGUGCCGCAGAGGAGGGUCACGGAGGGAGCCAGGUGGCGGGGAUGGUACUGCCAUCUGCAAACUGGAAAGGUCAGGGAAGCCCUCACUGAGUAAGCCAGUGAGGGCCGAACCACGUGGAUAUCCAGGGCAAGAAACUUCCAGACAGAUGUUGCAGACUCUGAUACAUGUAAAUGGUGGAAUAACUCUGGAAGGAAAACCAAAGCCGCUAGCCUGAUUCCCCUGGCGGGAGGAACUAAGAUACGAGACUGGGGAGGGGAGACUGCAUUUUUCAGAACAUACCUUUUUUCUUCUUUUGUAUAUUUUUAAUCACAUACACACCUUACUUCUUCAAAAAUUACCAUUGAAAAGUAAAGCAGGGAGGGUGGGGAAAUGUUACAGUGAGGCGGAACCAUCAGAUGUACUAGCAAAACUGUGGCUUUGGAGGCCAGCAAAUGUGGGUCCUGAUCCCUCUUCUGGCCUCUGUCUGAAAUGUUAGCUUUCUAAGGAGGCUAUUUGUGCAUUACUUAGGUAAAUAAAAAGUCAUUUUAUUAAUUAAAAAUCAGUAGAUCCCACUCUGUUGAUUGUUUUGGCUGGUUGUUGUUGGGCGGGUUCCUUAACCUCUCUGAGCACCCGUUUCCUCCUGGAAAAUGGGGGUAGUGAUCCUGACAUCACAGGAUUGUCAGGAAAAUGAACAGAGAAAAAGAGUGUGUUGAGUUUCUGCCCGGCCUGGAGUUGACCUUCCCGAGGGCAUGUCCUUGGAUGACCUGGCCCUCUGCAGGGCAGAGGCAGAGAAUCUAUCCCUGUCCUCAAGUUCUCCAACGGCUUGGGACCCCAGGAAGGCCCAGGCUUUGCAUUCCAGCUGCCUCAGAGGCAGAUGGAUUUGCUCUGGACCCCCAGGCUGAUGGCCAUCCAAGACCCUGUGGCCUGCUGCCCCUUCACAGCCCCCUCAGGAUCCAGCCUGCCCAACUGGUGUCUGCUCGGCUGGGACCAGCUGGUCUUCACCAGCUGGUCAUCUGGCUCUGACACCCUCCCUGCCCCAGUGUCUCCUCCUCUCUGGGCGCUGUGUUAAUUUUUUCAUGGCUUCCCUCAGAGGCAGAAGGCGGAGAGCUGUUUCCUGCAGGGAGAGAGCAGGCGCUGGGGGCGGGAGGAGGGAGGGAGGGAGAGCUGAGUGGUGAUUAAACACUGCAGAGGCCUAAACAAAUGACGGCUCCCUCCCCCAGCUGCUCUGGGAGAGAAACAUGGAGCCAGAGCCGGCCUGAACUGCAGAUGGCCCAGGCUGCUGUCUGCCCCCGCCUGCCUACUUGGAGCUGCCCUGGGGCUGCUUCCUAAGAGCCGCAGUGGUGCUGAGCCCUGCAGGAGCCAGCUCAGUCCUUAGGGCCACUGUGAGGCAAGCCCCGAGGCAGAGAGGGUUCAGGGCCACACCGCUAAUGCACUAGGGAGUGGUGGAGCGGAGACGGUUAGGCAGGGCCAGUAGUAGUUACUUCUUAGAGUGCCAGCCUGAAUGAGACGGCGCAUGCGAAGUGCCCAGAACGGCACCUGGCCUGAAUCAAGUUCUUGGUCCGCAGGAGCCACUGUCAAGGUUGCCCCUGUUACACCUUUAGAACAGCUGGGUGAGAUAGGUUGCCAUGCGGGUGAAGAAACUGAGGUGCACACACCUACCAGGGUGUUGCCCGGGACCACACAGUCCACACAGCGGAUUAAACCCAGGCUCGCCCACUUCUGACUCCCUGCCCAGAGUUCCUUCUCGUGGACCAACGGCGGGAAGAGAGUCAAACCUCCAGAGCCUUGAACACAAAGAACGGAGAAGUCAGCAGCGGAGUGAGAGGCCAUCUGCCAGGCCCACGGCCCUCCUGGCCGGAGAGCUUGCGUGAAGGGGCGAGGGAGGAAUGGUGCCCUCCCACUGUUCAUGCAGAAAAUGGCAACUGAGCUCACCCCUCAGUCUAGAGCAGUGGUUCCCAAAGUGGGGUUCCCCGGCCCAGCAGCAGCAGCAUCACCCGGGAACUGGUUAGAAGUGCAAAUUCUUCAGCUCCACCCCAGACCCACUGAAUCAGAAACUCCACCGGGAGUGAGACCCAGCACUCUGGGUUUGAACAAGCCUUCCAGUUGCUUCUGAUGCACAGGCAAGAUCGAGAACCCCUGGCCUAGAAACCCAAGUACUUCUGUCCUGCUCCGGGGCCUCGCUGUCCAGGCCACAGUCACCCAGACAUCACCCAGGUGUGCUACACUCUGAGUAACAGGUGCAGCCAGGAAGCAGUAGAUGUAAAUGGAAUUCGUAUAAAUAAUUCUUAUUUUCAUUGCAACAAGGCAGCUGGAUAUUGAAAGAAACCUCACAGAGAAUCAUUUCAUCACAUAAAGGAGCUUCUGCAAAGAGAAAACUCCUCUCUCGAUUCCUGCCCCCUCCCCCCUAAGUGUUCUAUAAAUUCAGUCUCUAUGUCAGGUUUUCUUCGAAUGGUGUCUACCUAUACAUAACUAAAACGAGGAGCCAGCCUGCUAAAAGCAUUGCAGAUAGUCUCCACAAUACAUCAGGGACCCCUGCAGUUUAGAAGGAGAGCCCAGUGGGCAGAUGGAGGCCGGUUUGGUGCUUUGGGCAGCUGGGUCAUCCACUGCCAACCCCUGCUGGGCACCUGGAGGGGUCGUGCCAGCCAGGCACGGGUGGUUUCCAGGGCUCCGUCGAACAUCCACACUCAGGGGUUCUCAGAAAAGGAGUGGAGUGACCGAUUAGGAAGCCAAGACAUAGACUCCUGAAAUGCGCAGCUCUCAGCUGCCCUUGCUAGAUAGGCGGAUAAGAGAGAAAACCCUGCAACACAGUUCUGGAUGGGGAACCCGCCAGAAGGUUGUCAUCCCCCACAAUGCGGGGUCUGGAAGCAGCAUCUGAACCUGCCACCAAGUGCUGCCCAUGGGGCCAGGUCACGUGCCCCUGAGCUGAUUUCCAGAGUGACUGUAGGUGGAGCGGAACUUUGCCUCCGCCUCUAAACCACCUGCCCAGUGCUCAGGCCUCACCCUCACAAGCCCAGAGUCAGGGGCAGGCAUCACUGACUGCACUUCUUGUGCCGGGAACCUGAGAUCCUUGGAGGUUACCAGGUCACUCAGCCAGGGGAAGCCGGGAAGGAGUGGGAGGGUUGGGGUCCAAAUGGUUAGAGGCAGGAGAGCUGGGGGUCUGGUCAGCAGGUUUCUCCUGAACCUGCUCUUUCUCCAAGAACAGUGAGUGCCCUGAACCCCAUUUGCAGUAAUAAGGGUCACCAGGAAAGUGCUGCUUACCCCAAAUCUCUCUCCUGCCCCCAUCACCACAGCACACAUCCCCUUAGCCACUCUUAAGGGCUGGUAGGUUUUCCAGGUGGUUCCUUCAUAGAAAGAAAGCUGCCCUGGGAUCAGUCCGCACCUCCCUAAGGCUCUGACCCUGGCUUUAUGAGUCCAGGCUGGGUGCAAGGAAACUGCCGUUUGAGGGUCCUGGGGUCUGUCACUGGCUCCUGGCUCCCACGGGAAGAGUCAAGAUCCUGAGAUUGAACGUGGGGGCCGGAACGGAUGGAGGGAGUGCUCAGCAAGGCCUCUCAGCUCUCAGACUCAGCCCUCUGGCCCUCCACAAAGGUGGGUGGUUGUGUGUUUGGUCUCGGGGGUCUGCUUGACCCUGGGAAGGGCCUGGCCUCACACCGACCACUCCUUCUUAUACUGGGAGUGGGAGGACACAGCCAAACUGUGAGUACCCAGCUGGCAAGCCUCAGAAAAGUGAAGUACCCAGGGAAGAAAUUGAUUCCCGUAAUCCCUCCUUACCCCUCGGGCUCCCUGAGACGGAGCAACAGGCAGUAGUGUUUAACCCGCGGGAGAAACUGGCCACGGAGGAGAGAACAGGCUGCCCAGGUGACCUGCUGGAACGCGGGGCGUGAGCUCUGCAGGCAGGCAGACGGUGUGGCUCCCGUCUUGUCUUGCAGAUGCACUGGGAGUGUCACGCCAGGGCCGGUGGCUUGGGGAGACCAUCCUCGCCAGCCUGGGCCUCUGGGUCUCCUCUGUCCUGCUCAGGUGCUGCCUCGGAGCAAGAAGGAGGUGGGGAGACUAUUGGCUCUAGGCACGCACUGCCCCCCAACCCCCAUGGAUAUUCUCAUCCAUCCUUGGGUAGCCAAAGAGGUCAGUCCUGUUGGAACCCGUGUCCUUCUGACAUAUGGGGUGCAGGUGCACGGAGGCCUCCUGGCCUCGAUCUGUUGUGGGCGUGGCUCGGGGCCCCUCCCCUCUCCAGCUAUUAACGCUAUUAAUGCUUUGCUAUUAAUGCUGCAUAAUUUCCCGCUGAGAUGGUCUAGAGCCCCACGCUCACCCCACCACCAGCAAAUGUCCCAAGUAAGAUGGGAAGAUCCCGCCUUGGUCCUGGCCUGCCACAGACUCAGGUGUGUCCUGAGCCAGGUUACCUAGCUUCUCUGUGCUCGCCCCUUAUCUUUAAGAUGGGGGUUGUGACUUCCCCACCACCAGGUGGCUAAUGAGAGUCCAGGGGGCAAGGGGUGUGUGAGCCGGCCCCCCAUGGGGGUGCAGUACACAGUGGCAGCUCCCUGCCAGCUGGUCUCUGCAGACAGCAAUGCUUUGGCCAGUGCCCCUAUCCAGGCCCAUCCCUCAGGCUGGCAGGUCUGAGGGGCACCCCCAAGAAGAAAGGAGCAUUCUUUUUCUGAUGAAAACACCCCCUUGAGCUUGUUUCGGGUGUAUUUUCAGUUGAAUCCGAGUUAGCCAGGAAGGCCCAGAGGGUGGUGUGACCUGGACAAGGAAUUUUCCAGGCUGGGAUUUUCCUAAAGUCCACGGACAGGCUCAACCCGUCUGACAUCUCUUGGGUCGCUCCGCAGGGUUGAGGGACGGCCAAACUGGUUUGGGGAUCAGCCCUGCCAGCAGCAGCUCUGAGAUCCCCCAGAGUUCACUUCCUAGGGUGAGUUCACAAGCUUGGAGACGUCCAGCUCCUGCCAACCCCACCAGCCCUGGGGGACAGGUGUGGGAACACUGGUGGAGCAUGCCAGAGGUCCUCUCCUGCCGGCCCAGACCAUAGGACCGCAGAUGGCAGGGUCUGCCCAGCACAGAGAAGCAGCCCUGCUGUCCUCCUGGUGCGAGGAGCUCGGCCGCCUGCUGCUGCUCCGACAUCAGAAGAGCCGCCAGAGCGACCCCCCUGGGAAACUCCCCAUGCAGCCUCCCCUCAACUCCAUGAGCUCCAUGAAACCCACUCUGUCACACAGUGAUGGGUCGUUCCCCUAUGACUCUGUCCCUUGGCAGCAGAACACCAACCAGCCUCCCGGCUCCCUCUCCGUGGUCACCACGGUUUGGGGAGUGACCAACACAUCCCAGAGCCAGGUCCUCGGGAACCCUAUGGCCAAUGCCAACAACCCCAUGAAUCCAGGCGGCAACCCCAUGGCGUCGGGCAUGACCACCAGCAACCCCGGCCUCAACUCCCCACAGUUUGCUGGGCAGCAGCAGCAGUUCUCAGCGAAGGCCGGCCCCGCUCAGCCCUACAUCCCGCAGAGCAUGUACGGCCGGCCCAACUACCCCGGCAGCGGGGGCUUCGGGGCCAGUUACCCUGGGGGUCCUAAUGCCCCUGCUGGCAUGGGCAUCCCUCCGCACACCAGGCCGCCUGCUGACUUCACUCAGCCGGCAGCCGCUGCUGCAGCAGCUGCAGUAGCAGCAGCAGCAGCCACGGCCACGGCCACAGCUACGGCCACUGUGGCAGCCUUGCAAGAAACACAGAAUAAGGAUAUAAACCAGUAUGGACCGGUCUGUUCCUCUUUCCAGAUGGGUCCCACCCAGGCGUAUAACAGCCAAUUCAUGAACCAGCCCGGGCCUCGGGGGCCUGCCUCCAUGGGGGGCAGCAUGAACCCCGCAAGCAUGGCGGCUGGCAUGACACCCUCGGGGAUGAGCGGCCCUCCCAUGGGCAUGAACCAACCCCGGCCACCCGGCAUCAGCCCCUUUGGCACACACGGGCAGCGGAUGCCCCAGCAGACCUACCCGGGCCCCCGGCCCCAGUCCCUUCCCAUUCAGAGCAUAAAGAGGCCAUACCCGGGAGAGCCCAACUACGGAAACCAGCAAUAUGGACCAAACAGCCAGUUCCCCACCCAGCCAGGCCAGUACCCCACCCCCAAUCCCCCACGGCCGCUCACCUCUCCCAGCUACCCCGGGCAGCGGAUGCCCAGCCAGCCGAGCACCGGGCAGUACCCGCCCCCCACAGUCAACAUGGGGCAGUAUUACAAGCCAGAGCAGUUUAAUGGACAAAAUAACACCUUCUCUGGAAGCAGCUACAGCAGCUACAGCCAAGGGAACGUCAAUAGGCCUCCCAGGCCGGUUCCUGUGGCGAAUUACCCCCACUCACCUGUUCCAGGGAACCCCACGCCCCCCAUGACCCCCGGGAGCAGCAUCCCCCCAUACCUGUCCCCCAGCCAAGACGUUAAACCCCCCUUCCCACCGGACAUCAAGCCAAAUAUGAGCGCUCUGCCACCACCCCCAGCCAGCCACAAUGACGAGCUGCGGCUCACGUUCCCGGUGCGGGACGGCGUGGUGCUGGAGCCCUUCCGCCUGGAGCACAACCUGGCCGUCAGCAACCACGUCUUUCACCUGAGGCCCACAGUCCACCAGACGCUGAUGUGGAGGUCUGACCUGGAGCUGCAGUUCAAGUGCUACCACCACGAGGACCGGCAGAUGAACACCAACUGGCCAGCCUCGGUGCAGGUCAGCGUGAACGCCACGCCCCUCACCAUCGAGCGCGGCGACAACAAGACAUCCCACAAGCCCCUGCACCUCAAGCACGUGUGCCAGCCGGGCCGCAACACCAUCCAGAUCACCGUCACCGCCUGCUGCUGCUCCCACCUCUUCGUGCUGCAGCUGGUCCACCGGCCCUCCGUGCGCUCCGUGCUGCAAGGCCUCCUCAAGAAGCGGCUCCUGCCUGCAGAGCACUGUAUCACGAAAAUCAAGCGGAAUUUCAGCAGCGUGGCUGCCUCAUCAGGCAACACGACCCUCAAUGGGGAAGAUGGUGUGGAGCAGACAGCCAUCAAGGUGUCUCUGAAGUGCCCCAUCACAUUCCGGCGCAUCCAGCUGCCUGCUCGAGGCCACGAUUGCAAGCACGUCCAGUGCUUUGACUUGGAGUCGUACCUGCAGCUGAAUUGCGAGAGAGGGACCUGGAGGUGUCCUGUGUGCAAUAAAACCGCUCUGCUCGAGGGCCUGGAGGUAGAUCAGUACAUGUGGGGCAUCCUGAAUGCCAUCCAACACUCCGAGUUUGAAGAGGUCACCAUUGACCCCACAUGCAGCUGGCGGCCAGUGCCCAUCAAGUCGGACCUCCACAUUAAGGAUGACCCUGACGGCAUCCCAUCCAAGCGGUUCAAGACCAUGAGUCCCAGCCAGAUGAUCAUGCCCAAUGUCAUGGAGAUGAUCGCAGCCCUGGGCCCCGGCCCGUCCCCCUAUCCACUCCCGCCCCCUCCCGGGGGCACCAACUCCAACGACUACAGCAGCCAAGGCAACAGCUACCAGGGCCAUGGCAACUUUGACUUCCCCCACGGGAACCCCGGUGGGACGUCCAUGAACGACUUCAUGCACGGGCCCCCCCAGCUCUCCCACCCCCCGGACAUGCCCAACAACAUGGCCGCCCUUGAGAAGCCCCUCAGCCACCCCAUGCAGGAGACUAUGCCACAUGCUGGCAGUUCUGACCAGCCCCAUCCCUCCAUGCAACAAGGUUUGCACGUCCCACACCCCAGCAGCCAGUCAGGGCCUCCAUUACAUCACAGUGGGGCUCCUCCUCCUUCCCAGCCUCCCCGGCAACCGCCACAGGCCGCUCCCGGCAACCAUCCACACAGUGACCUGACCUUUAACCCCUCCUCAGCCUUAGAGGGUCAGGCCGGAGCGCAGGGAGCGUCCGACAUGCCGGAGCCUUCGCUGGAUGUAAGUUGGGGUCACCAUGUGUCUUGGCCUGGGGCCGGGACUGCCCGAGAGCAGGGGCGGGUGUCGAGGGCCCGAGGCCCGGGGUGGAGGAGAGGUACAGCGGUGAGGAGCGGGUGGGCGGGCGGAGGGUGGGCCCCGCCAACCUGCCUCCCCUGUGGCUCCAGGACCGGGGAACCCCACAGUGGGCAAGCCUCAGCGAGGGUGCCACACCCCUUGCCCCACCCUGCUGGCCCCGCCCCCGUCCCGUUGGCCACAGUCCUGCCGCCCGGCCCUGCCCUCCCUCCCCCAGGCCCUCACAGAGUCCCUCUGGGCCGGUCCUGGAGGCAGCACAGGAGGGUCCCUCCCCCCCCUUCUUCCCACCUCCCGUUCCCCGACAUCGGCUUGCCAUCGCUGCAUCUGCCGCUCUCUGGCCCAAGGCAGGGGAGGGGCUGGAGGGACAGGUCCCUCUGUCUGUCUCGCUGGUGUGUGUCUCCAGUUUCUAGUCUGUGUGUUGUCCAUGCCCUGUGCUUUUGCUCACUCCAUCGCUCACUCUGAGAGGCCCCCACGUGGGGUGACAGAAGGCUCGGCCUCGGGUCACACUGGGGGGCGGGGGCGGGGGGCGUCGUGUGACUGAGGCAGAAGCGGGCAGCUGAGAUUCAGGGAUCACCCCCCUUGAGAACUGAAUGGUCUGGAAGGUGGGCAAGGGGGACACUGAAUGAUGGGUGUUGGGUAGCUGGGCAGGGCUGCCAGCGAGGGACACGGCCCUUGCCCCGCCCACCCCUCGCCCCCAGGCUCUAGAUUCCCAGAGAGGAGGCCUGCCCUCUCCUUGGUCACGUCCCAGCCCCAGCAAGAGUCCCCCUUGGCCCCAGCAAGAGUCUCUGGUGAACCGGAUUCACUCAGCUUUGGCGCCAUCUUGGAUUCUUGCCCGACUCUCCUCCCCAGGCCAGGGCAGGUGCUUCUAGAUUGAUGAGGUCCCCUGUGUGACCGAAAGAGUCCAAGGACCUCACAGUAGAGGGUAGGGACGGUCUGUAGCCUCUUCCCGGAGUCUACAGGGAAGAGCAGUGCUGCCCAGCUAGCCGCGGGCUCAGCAAGGAGCCGGGAGCUCUUGGGGGAGGUGUGGGGUGCUGGGAGCCGCAGAGACCUGCCAGCCUUACAUGCAAAGCCACAUGGCUUCUCCUGGGAGGCAUGAGUGACCCCCAGCCCCUUGUGGCAGGGUCUCAGGAACACUGUGCGUGAGGAGCCUUCGCAGCUGGUGGGCCAAGGGCUCCACUUUUCUAGACUUGAAAUAAGCACGGGUGUGCCCCAGACUAGCACGGUGGCCUGGAUGCAUCCGGGGACCACCGGCACUGUUAGUUUCCCCUGUUUGGACCAGGACCCCAGGAGGCAGGUAGAAGGCAAGCGAACAGGCCCGAGGGUGCCCUGCUUCCUCGCCCUGGGCCGGCCCAGCCUUCAGCCGACACCUCAUCUGAGCUUCUGUACUUCUU
Messenger RNA from Orcinus orca (killer whale), 15305 nucleotides. RefSeq names its product zinc finger MIZ-type containing 1 (gene ZMIZ1). The record is from RefSeq and is a predicted model, not a curated record. Bases 10984 to 14376 code for a protein of 1130 amino acids. Gene Ontology annotation, biological process: protein sumoylation; regulation of transcription by RNA polymerase II. The transcript has 18 exons. Gene Ontology annotation, molecular function: SUMO ligase activity; zinc ion binding. NCBI's taxonomy places the organism in Eukaryota, Metazoa, Chordata, Mammalia, Artiodactyla, Delphinidae.